UGUCGCGAAAUGAAUUGAAAUUGGUCUCGUCCGCGCUGCUACGGUCGGAUUUUUUCUAUGAGUUGUGUGUUGCAGCUUGAAGGAGGCAUCUUUUCAAGAGCCAAAAGGGAGUUUAAGGGAACUAUGUACACUCUACUGAUGGUCUAAGUAGGGGCUGUUUUGGAUUUGUUGUGAGAAAAAUCGUGCGGCAUCGGAAACGGUACUAUUGUGACAAACGGGAACGGCUUUAAAUUAGCUUCUCGGGCUCGAGACGGAGACACACCACCGUUCGAAAAAAGAACACACAGUUUCAAGUUUUCUUCCUUUAAUUUCGGAGGACCAGGUUGAGAGCAUAGCGAAGCGGAAGAAGUGAAAGAAAACGAAGCAGCAACAGCAGCAGCGACAGAAGAAGGAAAGUAUCGGCCUUCUCGCUCGCGCACCCUUCUCGAGUGCUGCUUUUCGCUUCCUUCUCUCGGGGCUGAAGCAGAAAAUAAGUGUUUUUACGUGGAUUUUUUCGUCUCUGUUCGUCGAUACGUUUUGAGAAAAGCCUAGGCCUACUGCCAUGGCGAGCCCCUUGGCGAGUGUGUGAAUGAAUGGAGAAUUUCUACCGAAACCCAAAGUGUGCGUGUCUAUUUGGGUCUCGUUUUGCUCGGGUAUUUUGUGUGAUGUGUUCCAGUAGGCCUGGUCGCCACCGUCGAUGUUGAUCGCUCGAGGUGCAAAUGAGUUGUGAGAAGGAACGGGCGAAAAACAGAAUUGGGUGCGAAGCGUAAUACUCGACAGAGGGCCGAGCGGCGAAAUAUUGUAAGUGAUUUUCACGACGCGAAUACCGGCGCUACGGUGUGGUGCGGGAGAUGUGUGCCGUGUUUCGUGCAUGUGUGUAGCGAAUAUAUAUUUAUAUUUUCGCAUCCGCGAGACGGGAAAAGCGGAAUAAAAAAUCGUCUAUGAUCAAUUUUCCGCCGCCGUUGUCGAAAUCGUUGUUGUUGUUGUUGUUUUUCGCUGCCUGCCUGCGGGUUGGUAGGUGCUGGUAGGGAAAAAAGAGCGAGAAGAGCAAAUUCAGGCGAACCAAGAGUGCGCCGCAUUCUGUGGGUUUCGAAUAGUUUUGUUCGAUUAUCGAGGGAACCAGGCUGAGAAAAGAAGGAAGAAAAAGAGCGAUCAAGUGGAGGAAAACAAAUGCGAACGAGCUGCUGUCUAGUGGAAGUAGCAAGAAACGUAUGAAUCCAAGAAUAUUUUCGGCUGGGAGAAGAAACAAAAAUUGAAACGGAGACCCCUCCAGAAGUGAUGUGUGCGAAGCGAAAUGAAAUGUAAAUGAACAAUCAAUAUCUAGGCACGAUCGAAGCGGAAGGUUUCUGGCGUAUCCGUGGAUAACCGAGUGGAAAAAUAUACACCAUACAACUCGAAAGUGUGAUUUACGCUCGGUGUCAAAAGUGAAAACCGUGAAAGAAACCGAGCUCCGAGUGUUCUAUGAGGAUGUUUCCGUAAUUGAUCGGUUAUGACAGUGACAGUGUGACUAAGAAGAGCAUUUGGUGCAGCGAAUUGGAUUUUUUGGUGCGGAAGUUUGGUCGUGAACAUAUAAUACACACUCCACAGAGACACAGAGAUAGAUUGUGAAACGACGACGAGGGCGAAACAAGAAAUCACAAGCAGACACACGGACAAUGUAAGUGGCUAAUGGUUCUGCUUCUUGACUCUUUUUUGUGGUCUGUCUUCCUGGAUUUGUUUCGUGUCGCCGUCUCCGUUCCCUGGUGGACGAGUCGUUCGACACCGGCGGAGCGCCUUUUGGCUGCUGACUGACACGACACGUACGAAGACGACGACGGGAUAACCAGCAAAGUUGUUGAAACUCCCGAACGCAGAGUAAGAUUCGGACAGACAGAGCGAGAGAUGAAGAAAAAGUGAUACGUUAUUCGUGGUUCGACGGUGAUUUAAAUAAAAUACAGAUUCAAACAAUUGACGGAAAGAUUUGGGGAGCGCGAACGCCGAAGGCAAUAUUUUAUACUUAACAUAAUCUCUGAGCCGGUGAGAGCGGGUUUUGGGCUGGCAUACCAUGCGAAAAAGAUGAACAGAUACGGCAGGAAGAAGAGUAAAGGUGACGUCACCGAAGUGAACCGUCGCCACCACCACCACCACCACCUACGGCAGAUCGCCAUCAACAGCAGCAUCACGACGAAGCGACGAAAAUGCUGGCUCCAGAGCGCACGGUUCCGGUUGCUACCGAGCCUCCGGAUGGGUUCGUUUCUGACCCUGGGGCUGGUCGUAUGUCUCCAGCUGCUGCUGAUGUCCACACCGAUGCACUGUGCCAAAACGUUCUACAUGCACUGGAACACGACGAACAGCAUAUUCCGGAUCGACAACACGGACCACAUCAUCGAUGUGAAUAAGGGCAACUCGGCAUUCGAGUAUGACCAGGUCCACAUCAUCUGUCCGGUGUACGAGCCGGGUACGUUCGACAACGAGACGGAGAAGUACAUUAUCUACAACGUGUCGAAGGUGGAGUACGAAACCUGCCGGAUCACGAACCAUGACCCGCGCAUAAUUGCCAUCUGCGACAAACCGAACAAGCUGAUGUUCUUCACUAUCACAUUCCGGCCAUUUACACCGCAACCCGGUGGCUUAGAGUUCCUACCAGGGAAUGAUUACUAUUUUAUUUCGACAUCCUCCAAGGACGAUCUCCACCGGAGGAUAGGUGGCAGGUGUUCCACGAACAAUAUGAAAGUAGUAUUCAAGGUGUGCUGUGCCGACGAUCAGCACCCGCAUCCAAACAUAACGUCUAGUAAUAAUAACAUCCCAUCGUCGACCUCGAUCGACGGUGGAAAUUCGUCGGGUGGUGGCGGCAACAACCCGGUCAGUGGUAGCAGUGGUGUGUCGAUCAACACCAACGCCAGUGGCGGCGGUUCGACGGAUGGCUUCGAUCCGUCCACGCGGCUACUUCCGUCCUCGGCAGUCAACAGCAGCCAGGGUAACAUUGUGCAGAGCACGGUGAACUGGCCGGUUUGGAACGGUGGUCAGCAGCGGCCGGUCCCGUCGACCCCUUCGGUCAACGGCGGAAACGGCCGCCAUCAGCAUCACUACACCCCGUCGCCUCCGCGGUCGGCGAUCAACAACUACAACUAUGGCGGCGGCAGCAGCGGAAGUGGCUCCGGCGCCCACAGUAAUAGUAAUAAUUAUAAUAUUAACAAUCCACCGUCCAAUGCACAUCAGAACAAUAAGCCGACGAAGAAGACGACCGAGUACGACAAGCACCCGAACGAGGUGGUCAAGAACGAGGAGCUCACCUACAACAACGCGGCCACCGUGAGGACCAGCUCCCGAGGUUUGCUAGGAUUAGUAGUAUUAGCGAUCUGCUCGCACCUGCUGCUACUGCCGCCAAGCAGUCGGCCUAACCGGGCGGGAUUGCGGAACGCACUGCCAUUGACGAGAUAGCACGUAAGCCGAUUCCUAACGCGAUGCUAAUCAUGACACACAAACACACACACACGUACACCCCCACACACACAUACAAACACACAUUUGUAAUACGAGACUCUUAGAUCUGUUUUGUUCUAAUUAUUAUAAUUAUUAUUUGCGGCGGGGGGUCAAUACUCUCCCCGAAAAAAAAAUCAACGAUACUUGUAAAACAAGCGAAAGAGAGAGAGUCAAGAAGAGCAUCCGUAAGUUGUAUCCUUGUUCGUACAUAGAGAGCAAAAAAAGAACACGAAUAUCUAAUAGUCCUUAUAGUGUGUAGUAGUGAGUGAUAUUAAUUUAAAGAAACAAAACAAACAACAAAAAAAUCACGCGGUAGGGUAACACAACAACAACAGAUGAAAAAAACAAGGAAAAAUCACACAUUUUUAUUAGAGGUAAACCGAAGACUGAGAGAUUUGACCGCGAAUGGAGAUAAGAAAAAAAACAAGAAAACAGAAGAAGAGGAAGAAGAAGACGAAAACAUUCGACACGAUGACUAUGGGAGAAAAAAAAGAGGCAUCCAACCAUUUUUUUUUUUCGUUCAAGAAUUAGUCACAAUAACCAUAGAAACGAACCAACAUUUCACAAUCAGAAAUUUCAUCUCUUUCUCCCGCGCCCCCUCACGCGCCACCACCCCGCAAAAUCAUAUUGCACACUUUCGUUGGAGAACUUUUAAGGAUCAGAAAGCCCAUUUCGUAAUGCCAAAAAUUGCAAUAAACUUGCACCGAAAGUGGUGCUGCGCGGCGGGGUUGGCAUUGGGUUGAGGCGGAUUUCGGCCGGUAUUUGCACAUUUCACGACGGAAGAUUGAACCAUUUUCAUUCCGUCCGUGUUGUCAGAGGCAAAGGCCAGAGCGGGCAAGCAGCAGACACUAGGCGAGCCCAAGAAUGCUUCCGACGACUGACUGCAAUUUCGCAAUUAGCACUGCGCUGCUUCGAUACGAGUACGAAAAUACUACGGCGGCCUCUGAUUCGAACGUGGGUGUUGGGUUGAAGGGGGUGAGAUGGAGUGAGGAGGCGGUGGUUUCGUUCUCCCGGAGAGAAGUUACGAGAGGGACGGCUCGUGAUGAUGAUAUUGCAAGCGAGAUUUCAAAUUUUUCGGAUAUCUGCAUUUUCUUUGUUUCCCUCCUGAGCCCUGCAAGUCCUGCCUGAGUGGGUGGUGGGCGGUGGGUGGCGUUCAGGAGGUACCGUGGUGCAGCAGACAGAUUUUGGUUGUCUGGCCGGCAGCAGAAGCAGAAGCCAGAAGCAGUGGAGCUACUAUCAGUCCUUUCAAAACGGCUGAGUUGCUGUUUUAUCAAGUUUUUGAGUGGCUAAGCUUUUAUAUUGCUCGGCCAUUCGUGUUGUGAUGUAAGUCCUGUCUUUAUUUUUUUGUGUUUCGCUGCGCUUCGGGCGCGGCGCGUCCUGGUAUUUAGGGCGGGAAAUUAUGCACGAUUUUUGUCCGCUGUGGCGGUGACCAAAUUCAGCUUUUCCGACAAAUUGAAUAGUUACAUGUUUCGUAUUUCUGAAUGAUUCAGAGAGACCUAAAUCCGUAUUAUCUUCUUCUGCACUGUUCUGUGAUAUUCGGUAAUCCUUUAUCGGUCCUGUGUACUAACUGUUUAUGUAAGUUUUGUUCUGCAAAUAAUUAUGCUAGGAGUAGGAGUUAUUACUGUAAAUUUUCUCAAUGUACAUUUGGUAGCGUGUAGAAAUAAACGUUGGAUAGAGUCGCUAAGAAUUUCCGAAAGGAGUGCCCGAAAAAUUCAAAAUUUUACCUGUAAAUAAAAACAACCUUUUUUGUACAAUA
This is a messenger RNA of Toxorhynchites rutilus septentrionalis, 5197 nucleotides long. RefSeq lists its product as uncharacterized. Gene Ontology annotation, molecular function: ephrin receptor binding. Gene Ontology annotation, biological process: axon guidance; ephrin receptor signaling pathway. Bases 2035 to 3399 code for a protein of 454 amino acids. The transcript has a single exon. Lineage: Eukaryota; Metazoa; Arthropoda; Insecta; Diptera; Culicidae. Gene Ontology annotation, cellular component: plasma membrane. The record is from RefSeq and is a predicted model, not a curated record.